AUGACAAAUAAUCUAAGUAACAAAAGAUCUAUUUCUAAUAUUUUAAACCCAGAAGAUGCACAAAGCGUUACCAAGAAGCAAAAUGGUUUAAAGACAAACCAAGUAGAUUCUAUGGUAAAUGGUAUUUCUGGUGAUGAUGAAUUCAUGGACGAUAUCGAGGAUUCAUGUGUCGUUGUAGAAUAUCUAAACGAGAACAUGCCUAUAUCUGAAAAUAAUGAAAAUUACAUCAAAUGGCAAAAUACAAUUUCAAAUGUUGUCAAAUCGGUUGUCUCAAUCCAUUUUUCUCAAGUUACUCCAUUUGACUCAGAAUCAGCUCUAGUAUCUGAAGCAACUGGGUUUGUUGUUGAUGCAAAAUUAGGUAUCAUAUUGACUAAUAGACAUGUUGUUGGACCAGGUCCAUUUGUUGGUUAUGCUGUGUUUGAUAACCAUGAAGAAUGUGAUGUGAUCCCAAUCUAUAGAGAUCCCGUACAUGAUUUUGGUUUUUUGAAAUUCGAUCCUCAACAAAUAAAAUAUAUGGAUAUUCAAGCAUUAAAAUUAAAGCCAACAUUAGCAAAAGUAGGCUCUGAGAUUAGAGUGGUUGGUAAUGAUGCUGGGGAAAAGUUAAGUAUUCUUGCGGGUUUUAUCAGUAGAUUGGAUAGAAAUGCACCAGAUUAUGGUGAGCUAACAUACAAUGAUUUUAAUACAGAAUAUAUCCAGGCUGCCGCUUCUGCAUCAGGUGGUUCUAGUGGUUCUCCGGUGGUUAAUAUUGACGGUUACGCUGUUGCUUUACAGGCAGGUGGUUCUACAGAAGCUUCUACUGAUUUCUUUUUGCCUUUAGAUAGAAUUUUAAGAGCAUUAAAAUGCGUUCAAAAUAAGCAAGCUAUCACACGUGGUAGUAUACAAGUACAAUGGCUAUUGAAACCGUAUGAUGAGUGUAAAAGAUUAGGCUUAACUCCUGAACGUGAAAGUGAGGCACGUAGAUUAUUUCCUGGUAAAAUUGGCCUAUUAGUGGCGGAAACUAUUUUGAAGAAGGGUCCUGCUGAUGAAAAAAUAAAAGAGGGUGAUAUCCUUAUAUCUAUUAAUAAUACUCAUAUUUCUUCUUUUAUUGAAGUUGAUGAUAUCUUUGAUUCUAAUGUUGGAAAUACAUUGGAAAUUGUAUUACAGCGUGGUGGUAAAGACCAUACAAUUAAUUGUAAAGUUGGCGAUCUGCACGAUAUUACACCAGCAAAAUAUGUUGAAGUUUGUGGUGCAACUUUUAAUGAGCUAUCAUAUCAAAUGGCAAGAUUUUAUGGUAUUAAAGCAGAAGGUGUAUUUCUAAGUAGCCCUUCGACUUCUUUUAAUUUUGAUAAUAAUGAUCGUCUGGGAUGGAUUAUUGAUACUGUUGAUAACAGAAAUACUCCAAAUAUAGCUACCUUUAUUGAAGUAAUGAAGACUAUUCCAGAUAAGCAGCGGAUUACAAUUAAAUAUCAUCAUCUAACAGAUCAACAUACUCAACAUGUCAAAUCUAUAUGUGUUGAUCGCCAUUGGUGUAGCGAAUUUAGAUUGUAUGAACGUAAUGAUGAAACUGGAAUUUGGGAUUAUACAAAUAUUGCAGAUCCAAUUCCUCCAGAACCACUUAAACCCCAUUCAGCAAAAUUCAUUGGCAUUGCCCUCGAUAACAGUGAUAUUAGUAAGCUAUCACAUUCAUUAUGUAUGGUUACAACUACUUCAUCUAUUCCUCUUGAUUCAGUUUCUGCUGAAACUUUAACUACAUCUGGUCUAAUUGUCGAUGCUGAACAUGGCUUUGUGUUAGCAUCUCGUAGAGUUAUUCCUCAUGAUUGCUUGGAUAUCUAUGUUACAUUUGCUGACUCCGUGAUCAUUCCUGCCAAUAUCGAAUUUUUACAUCCAACUCAAAAUUAUGCCAUUCUUAAAUAUGACACUUCACUAAUCAAGGCUGACAUAAUUACUCCAAAAUUAAGUACAAAGAGAAUGUGCAGAGGUGAUAAGCCACAUUUUAUCGGAUUUACUCAUAAUAAUCGUCUAGUUACUUCGCCCACAACUGUUACUGAUAUUUCAUCUGUAAGUAUUCCAAGUAAUUUAAUUCCUAGAUACAGAGCCACAAAUCUGGAAGCAAUCUCAAUUGACUGUAAUGUUAGUACCAAAUGUAAUUCUGGUAUUUUAACUGAUUCGGAUGGAACAAUAAGAGCAUUAUGGUUAUCAUUCCUUGGCGAAAGACAAGAAAAUAAAGAAAAAGUCUAUUUGAUGGGUUUAGAUAUAGUUGAUUGUAUUGAAAUCAUUGAAUUGUUGAAGAAGGAUAUUAAACCAAAAGUAAGUAUUGUUGAUGCUGAAUUUGGGUCUAUUUCUAUUUUAAAUGCCAGAAUUAGAGGUGUUCCUGAAGAAUGGAUUUCUAGAAUGGAAAAGCAAUCCAACAAUAGAUUGCAAUUUAUUACCGUUACAAGAAUAUCAUUUUCGACUAAUAAAAUAAAUUUAAAAACUGGUGAUGUGAUUUUAGCUGUUAAUGAUAAAUUAGUUACUGAAUUGAGUCAAAUGAACGGUGUAGUUAGAGAUAAGUUAAAUUUGACUUCCUUACCUCCGUUAUGCUUUAAAGUUGUGCGUGACGGGAAAGUAAUUGAUUUAAAUAUUGAAACUGUUGAAGUUACAGAUACAAAUCAUAUUGGUAUAUUUUCAGGUUGUAUUUUACAAGCCCCACAUCAUGCAGUAAGACAAUCCAUGAUUAACAUUCCAAGUGAAGUAUAUUGUACUUUUAGAGGUGAAUCUUCUCCUGCUCUUCAAUAUGGUAUUCAAACAACAAAUUUUAUUACACAUGUAAAUGAUAUUGAAACCCCAAACUUAGAGAUAUUUUUAGAUGUUGUUAGGAAAAUCCCAAAUAAUAGUUAUUGUAACGUCAGAUUAAUGACAUUUGACAAUGUUCCAUUUGCUAUUUCAUUGAAGACUAAUUAUCAUUAUUUCCCAACCGCCGAAUUGAAGAAAGACUUAAAUUCAGGCAAAUGGACCGUUCACGAGAUUACUAAAACGAAUGAAAAAAAUAAGCCCACUUAA
This is a messenger RNA of Henningerozyma blattae CBS 6284, 3018 nucleotides long. RefSeq names its product Nma111p (gene NMA111). Gene Ontology annotation, biological process: proteolysis. The record is from RefSeq and is a predicted model, not a curated record. The transcript has a single exon. The coding region runs from base 1 to 3018 and encodes 1005 amino acids. NCBI's taxonomy places the organism in Eukaryota, Fungi, Ascomycota, Saccharomycetes, Saccharomycetales, Saccharomycetaceae. Gene Ontology annotation, molecular function: protein binding; serine-type endopeptidase activity.